GUCACAGCUGAGGCCAUCAAGAUCCUCAAGGUCAUUGAGAAGGAGUCCAAGGACAUUACCUUCAACUUCAACGAGCAACCGCUGGGUGNNGCCUCGAUUGACGCACACGGUGUCCCUCUUACCGACGAGGCUCUCAGCGCCGCAAAGUCUGCCGAUGCCGUCCUUCUUGGUGCUAUCGGUGGUCCCGUACGUUCUCCACCAAACCUUUCCCGCCAGCCACACCGUCUGACAAGAAAACAUAGANAAUGGGGAACUGGAGCAGUCCGUCCCGAGCAGGGUCUUCUCAAGCUGCGCAAGGAGAUGGGCACAUUCGGCAACCUCAGACCCUGCUUCUUCGCCUCCGACUCGCUCAUCGAGGGCUCGCCGCUCAAAGCUGAAGUCUGCCGUGGUGUCAACUUCAACAUUGUUCGCGAGUUGACCGGUGGUAUCUACUUCGGUGACCGUACCGAGGAUGAUGGCUCAGGUUACGCCAUGGACACCGAACCCUACUCGCGCCCCGAGAUUGAGCGCAUCACCCGCCUCGCUGCCAACCUCGCUCUCGCCGAGAACNCCCCAGUUCCCGUCUGGAGUUUGGACAAGGCCAAUGUGCUUGCCACCAGCAGACUGUGGAGAAAGGUCGUCACCGAGGUCAUGGAGAAGGAGUUCCCGCAAUUGCAGAUUGGUCACCAGCUCAUCGACAGCGCUGCCAUGAUCAUGGUCAAGAACNCCCGUGCUCUCAACGGUGUCAUUGUCACCAGCAACUUGUUCGGCGACAUCAUCUCGGAUGAGGCUUCGGUCAUUCCCGGCAGUUUGGGUCUGUUGCCCAGCGCUUCGCUCAGUGGUGUCCCCGAUGGCAAGAGCAAGUGCAAUGGUAUCUACGAGCCCAUCCACGUCGGCAUGAUGCUCAAGUACUCGCUCCAAGAGCCCGAACUCGCCAAGUCUGUCGACGAGGCCGUCAAGAUCGUCAUCGAGCAAGGCAUCAAGACCGGCGACAUUGGCGGCAAGGCAAAGACCGCAGAAGUCGGUGACGCCGUUGCCAGCGAGUUGACCAAGAUCCUCAAGAAGUAA
Messenger RNA from Aureobasidium vineae, 1047 nucleotides. NCBI's taxonomy places the organism in Eukaryota, Fungi, Ascomycota, Dothideomycetes, Dothideales, Saccotheciaceae. The record is from the annotation of a GenBank genome assembly.